CCAGCCUCGCCAGCUCUUGCGAUCAAGACCAGACUGGUGUAAUGGCCGCCUAAUCGGUUUUAGCUUUGAAAUAAGUCUGGUUGCCGCAUUGAUAUAACAAUGAUUAAAACAAUUAUUUGGUUUGCUGGCGGUGGCUUAUUUACUGCUUGUUUCGCCAAUGCUUUUAAGAAUGCUCCAUUAUUCAAAAAGCCAUCUAGACAUAUUCUAUUUACAUUAGCUGGACUUGCCAUUGGAUAUAGAUUCCACUUAUUUGAAGAAAAUUCUGAAGAUCUUUACAAAGAAUUAAUAAAGAAACACAAAAAUGCACCCUGGUAUGAUAGAGGUGUUCUUUUAGCUGAGAAGGCUUCAAAGGGAGAUGAAGAUGAGACUGGUAUGAUUGAAGAUGACUUUGAAGAUUUGGAGGACGAUGAAGGUGAUGAAGAUGAGGAAUAGAAAUAUAAAGAUGUGUGUUGUUGUUCCGAGGUUUUCAGUAGAAUUUGUUAUUGUCAACCAUGAUUUGUUUUUUCCUUUGAUUGCCUUGUAAGAAAAUUUAGAUGCUAUUAA
Rhopilema esculentum is the source of this 543-nucleotide messenger RNA. RefSeq lists its product as uncharacterized. NCBI's taxonomy places the organism in Eukaryota, Metazoa, Cnidaria, Scyphozoa, Rhizostomeae, Rhizostomatidae. The record is from RefSeq and is a predicted model, not a curated record.